UUCCUUAUUGUUUCUUUGUUUACAUUCACUAUUGGGUCACACUAAAGGCGAUGAGUGGUCUUCAUUACAAUAGGAAAACAUAUUUUUUGUAUUCUUGCAGUGAUUAAUAAAACAUUUUCGUUACAACAAGUGGACAAGGAGUCCUAUAUCAAGAUGGACCAAACAAUGCGAGAUAAGCUAUCUCAACUGGUUGAGGAAUUAACUACCUCUGGAGAACCACAGCUAAAUCAAGACAAAAUGAAAGAAGUGAAGAAAAUUUGCAGAGUUUCCGAUAGCUACAUUGAUCACUUCUAUCACUUAAUCAUGACCCAGCUGAACCAGGAACAUGCCGAGAUCCGUCUUUCUGCCUUUCAGAUGGUCAAUGAGGUUUUCAGCCGGUCGCAUCACUUCAGAGUUCUUCUCAUCACAAACUUUCAGGAGUUUCUGGAGCUUACAGUAGAAACUGAUGCUGAGCAGCCUUUGCCUCCACCCAAAGAGGUGGCAAGAAAACUCAGGACACUUGCCAUUCAGACUGUGCAGUCAUGGCACGCCACGUAUGGAGAGGCGUAUAAGAAACUGUCUCUGGGAUAUCACUUUCUUAAGCAGAUUAAAAAGGUGGAUUUUCAGGAUGUUGAAGCUAGAACACUGGCUGAGAGAAAGAGACAAGAGGAGAAACAGAAGAGAUUGGAAAGAAUUUACAAAGAGAAGCUUGACAAGGCCAAACAAGAGAUGGAAGAAAUGACAUCUGGGAUUGAGGAGACCUUGACUGAGAUGAACAACUGCAUAAGACUGCUGGCAACCGAUGACUUUAACCUGUUUGAUGAAGACUCGGCAGCCAGUAUCUCCACCACAGCCGAAGACCAAUCUGACCAGCCCUGCUGCAGUAAAGACCUGAGUAAUGAGCACAAUGGAAAGAUGAUGGAGAAGAAAACUGACAAAGAACAAACAGAUGAGUCUAGUGAUGAGAGUGACAUGGAGGAAGUUCCUGAUGAGGAUGCAUUUCUCCGCAGCACCGGCCUGAUGUCUUACAGAUAUCAGCUAGAGUUGGAUGUGUCCGCAGAUUUAAAAGUGAGAGAGACAGAAGAGAAUGAGGCAUUAGUAAACACGGUGAGGGAUCUUCAUAGACUCGUCACAACCAGACAUCUGCCUUUGGUGCAGUCCUGGGUCCAGGUCUUUACAAAGGUUGGUGUUGAGGAAGAACUCAUGAGGAGAGCCACGGAGUUAAAGAAAUCACUGGAACACGUCUUAAGAAAACAUGAAUAUCUUCAUAUAGAUUACAAGGACAGAGAGAGAUUAGUGAUGAGAGCUCCUGAGGAUGGAGAGGAUGACGAUGAUGAUUUUGUGGAUGUGCCGGAAAAGGAAGGAUAUGAACCUCAUAUUCCUGAACAUCUGCGGACAGAGUAUGGACUUGAUGAAACUCCUUCGACAUCAACCUCUGGGACGAAAGCAAAACCUUCGAGACCAGUGGUCAAAUGUGCUGUUCCUCCGGUGUCCUCCAGUCUCUCUCGGCUGAAGAGGAGGAUGUGUGAUGAAGAGCAGGAUCCCACCUGUGCUGCUGCAACCCUGCGUGUGUUAAAACAGAAGCUUCACCCAGCCCCGUCCACAAGUGUGCCUGAUGGCUCUUCUGAGUCUGCAGUGAGCAGCAGUGACCAGAGCAACAUGACUAAAAACAAAGCCUCAUUCAAGGCCCCCGUCAUCCCAUUUGGAAUGGAUCUUUACUAUUGGGGUGAAGAGCAGCCCACCGCUGGCAAAAUAAUCAAGCAAACCUCACAACAUCAAUUCUGGGUUCCUCAUGAGGUGGAGGAAGAAGUGGAGAACAAGGAACUUUCUGCACAGAUGAAGUCUAGAUGUAUCACUUAUGCUGGGAAAUUCAAACCCGUGGAACACAAAUGCAAAGCACCAAUGCCCAAUGGAUCUUUGUGUGAGCGUCAAGAUAGAGUAAAGUGCCCGUUCCAUGGACACAUUAUCCCUCGGGAUGAGCUGGGCAGGCCUGUUAACCCUGAAGAUGCACUACGAUUGGAGAGGGAGAAGAGGAAACGUGAGGAGGAGCAGCCAGACUGGCGAGACCCAGAGCUGAUGAGGGAGAUUGAAGCCGCCACUGGAGAAGAUCUGGGCUCCUCUAAGACAUACGGGAAGGGGAAGAAGGGCAACAAAGGAAAGUCAAAGAAAAAAUACCCAAACCUUACAGACCUGAAGCAAAAAGCCAAUACCUCUCGCUCCAGAUUAGAGAAGAAAGUCUUUAACAAGAGCUCUAUGAGACGAGUUACCGAAGUCAUGAACAAGAUGGACAAGAGGAAGCAUGAGAAGUUUGCAAAUCAGUUCAACUACGCACUGAAUUAAAGGAUAAAGCAGCACUGCCACAUGCAAAUGCUUGGAUUAUUCCACAGAAAAUAAACUGAAGCUCACCUCAACAUGUAGGCUAACUGUGCCUCAAAUGAAGUACUGUAUUUUUUUAAAAUCAUUUUAAUGCUUUUUUAUUUAUUUAUGAUUUGCUUUGUAUGUACAAGGUGUAUAACGAUUUAAAUUUUGAAUUUGAAUCAAUUUUUUUUUACUUUUUGUAUUUAAUGAAUUCUAAUUUUGAAUAUGAAUGUAGGUUUUGUCAAUGUAUCUGUGUCAACUGUAAUGCCUGCAUAUUAAUGGAGUAAAUUUUCUACUUGCUUUAUUAAGACAUAA
Danio rerio (zebrafish) is the source of this 2652-nucleotide messenger RNA. The record is from RefSeq and is a predicted model, not a curated record. Lineage: Eukaryota; Metazoa; Chordata; Actinopteri; Cypriniformes; Danionidae.